UUUUAACCGACUUCAAAAAAAUCAUGUAUGUUUUUUUAUGUUUGUUGCCUCAUAACUUUCUUUAUUAAACAAUUUUGAUUUUUUUUUGUUUGAAAGAGUAUACCAGAUUGGUCCCAUUUCAUUUUCAUGAAAAUCGGUUAAGUUAUUUUGUGUUUAAAUCAAAAUGACGGGAAAUACGUUUUUGAAGUCGGUUCCAUUUUUAUGUUAUAAAGAUUAUUAAGUAUUUAACAUAUUUUAUCGUUGAAAUGAAUUUUUAUUAUAUAUUCUUUUUUGAGAAUACUAUACAUACUGAAAGGAGUAUUUUAUGUGAAAACAGUUAAACAAUGUUCUAUAAAAAAUUACUGACAUAAAUUUCAAAGAGAAGGUAAUAGUUUUCUGCGUGGAAAACUUUGAUGCAAUUCUACGUGAGGAUGCUAGUAGUGCCUCUUGGCGGAAUGAUCGCAAGCAAUUCCAACUCGCUCCCGCCGGCAAAUCCGAUAGGAAACGUCAUAAUCAUAUGAUAGGUGCGGCGCAUUGCGCCCACCUGUCGCCGCGCUUGCGUCCCGGGUGACGUCACCGCCGACCGCGCCCGAUCGCACCCGACCGGCGCCCGACCGACCGCCGGAGCUUCUCACCGCUCCGCCGCCAGCCCGCCGACGGCCGGACAAAAUUGAUCCGUCGAAACUCAACCGAGUUAACCGAAAUGACAAAAUAUCCCCCGCAACACCGCCGUGGCGAACUGCUACACCUCUAAACCCCGAAACUUUUCCAAAAAUUAUAUGCGCCGGGUGACUGAAUCAAUCCCAAAUGAAAACAACGUCCCGUGGCAUGUCUCGCUGGCUCCUUAUCUAGUUCUUAAUCCAAGAUAAAUAUUACAUCAAUCGGGGGUGUAGACGGCGGAGCGCGCAGGCGCGAGGGUCGGCGGCCCAGUCCCGCUCCGGCCGCGCCGCCCGCCGCACAUCGCUCCCGCGGGCCCCCGACCCGGCGGCGACUCGCCCGCUGCUCUAGGACUCCGUAAGUCGCAUCCAGCCGCCCGCCGCGGCCGAGAGCCGACCGCGCGCCGACCCGCCGCCGACCGCGCGCGCCGUGUCCACGUGCACCUUACGUUGCUCAACUAAGUCUUCCUAUUACAUAUGGCUAGUGGUCAGUGCUAAACGUUGUACAGUGAAUAUAAAUAAAACGAAUUAAAAAUGGCGUGGGGUUACUGGUCGGCGUCGUCCGUCAUGCCAGACCGUGGACGCAGUCCGCGCAGAGCUGGCACGUCCAACGUCCACUCGCACCCGAACCCGCCGACGGCUCGCGAAGUGAUGGAGACUCAUGACGAGAGCAUCAUACACACUGCGUCCACGUCCAGAGACAGUCGCGAUCACUCCGCGUCCCCGCAUUCGUCGUCGAACGGGGGUCACUCCCACCACCACGAAGUCAGACACGCGGUCCCCGCUAGCGCGCUAUUUGGAGAGAGUUACGGAGAGUUAUCCAGACGGCCGUCAUUGGAUUUGGGGUCAGUGCGCAGCGCUUUAGCCUCGUGUUCUGGGGGCGGGACGUUGAGCGCGGGGUCCACGUUGACCCGCGGGGGCACGCUCGCGGACUAUUUGCCCCCGACGCCGUGCCCCCACCACCACCGCGUGUACGUGGACCAUCACAAACACUACGAGCAGCCCAUACAGCCGGUGCAUGUGGGGGUGCCUCACCACUCGCACUCCCACGCCUCGAGCAGACACCACACAGACGACGAGGACGACCUCGAGCCGGCGUACGCUACAGGUAUGUUUAGGUUAACUUCAAAGAUCACUCUUGUGCGGACCACAGACCUGCAGUUUAGAACUGUAAAGUUUUUUUUCUAAUUUAAUUGAAAUUCGAUAAAACUAUGCAGUUAAAACUGAGGGUCUAUAGCCCGCAUUAUUUAUUUAAAGAAAGAUUUUUUGUUAUUGCGUGUAACGAAUAAAACAAAAACUACUA
Molecule: messenger RNA, 1938 nt
Organism: Bicyclus anynana (squinting bush brown)
Lineage: Eukaryota; Metazoa; Arthropoda; Insecta; Lepidoptera; Nymphalidae
Exons: 2
Coding region: 1170-1823 (217 amino acids)
Source: RefSeq, a predicted model, not a curated record